This is a messenger RNA of Monodelphis domestica (gray short-tailed opossum), 6727 nucleotides long. Lineage: Eukaryota; Metazoa; Chordata; Mammalia; Didelphimorphia; Didelphidae. The record is from RefSeq and is a predicted model, not a curated record.
UCGCGAAUAGCGGCUGCGCACUGAGCCUCAUUGCCCCCGUCGCCGCCGCCGCUGCCGCUCCUCUAGGGCUUGUCGCGCUCCUUUGCUUUGGCUCCGCGUUCUCCCGGCUCCAGCUGGAAUCCUUUCUCCAGUUUCUGUAGGCGAUCCGAGGGAAAUGCACCAGACCUGCAGUUAGGUUUCUUAGGAGCAAAAUGGAUAUGAGCCACUUUGUGUUGAAUGACUAAACCCAAAGAAUAGGCAUUAAGGCAUUGACAUCAACUUGGAAGGAAGAUAUCAGUGGUCUGCCUCAGGGAUCUCUGCUUGGUACCAUGCUAUUUAACAUUUUUUGUCAGUGACUUUUAUAAAGGAAUAGAUGACUUCUUUUGUUUGUUUGUUUUUUAACCCUUACCUUCUGUCUUGGAGUCAAUACUGUGUAUUGGCUCCAAGGCAGAAAAGUGAUAAGGGCUAGGCAAUGGGGGUCAAGUGACUUGCCCAGAGUCACACAGCUAGGAAGUGUCUGAGGUCAGAUUUGAACCCAGGACCUCCCAUCUCUAGGCCUGGAUCUCAAUCCACUGAGCUAUCCAGCUGCCCUAGAUGACGUUCUAAUCACAUUUGCAAGAUAAUCCAAAGCUAGUGGGAAAAGGUGGAAGAGAUAACAUUGGAUUAUUGGAUAUUCAGGAUUUGAAAAGAUCUUAACAGGUUAAAAUAUUAGGCCCAAUCAAGCCAGAUUAAAUUUGAAGGAUAAAUAUAAAUUCUUAUGUUUUAGGGUUAGAAAAGUCCAUAUUAAAAGUACAAGUUGGGGGGUAGAUAGUAUUUUGUUUCAAAGAGAUCUAGAGGUUGUAUCAGUCAGCAUUGUGAUAUGGCAGCCAAGGAGGCAAAUGUAAUCUCUUAGGUAUAGUGUCUGGUCUUUCAGAGGUGAUGGCCCUCUUGUCCUCUGUCCUAGUCAGACUUAUCUGUAGGCUUGUGUUCAAUUCUUGUUCUUUUCACAUUUCAGGAAAGACAUUGACAGUCUAGAGACUCUCCAGAGGAGGGCAGCUAGCUUGGUGAAGGACUUUGACUUCAUUUCAUCUGAGUAUAAUUAGAAAGAACUGGUUUUGGGAGGGCAGCUAGGUGGUUCAGUGGAUUGAGAGCCGGGCCUAGUGAUGGGAUGUCCUAGGUUCAAAUCUGGCCACAGACACUUCCUAGCUGUGUGCCCCUGGGCAGGUCACUUAACCCCCAUUGCUUAGCCCUUACCACUCUUCUGCCUUAGAACCAAUACACAGUAUGGAUUCUAAGAUGGAAAGUAAGAGGAAGGAAGAACUAACUGGUUUUGAGAUGGGGGCGUGUUUUGCCUGGAAAAGAGAUCACUUAAAAGUGGAGUUGAUUUGAAGGGUUGUCAUGUAACAGAGGAAUUAGAUUUGUUCUGCUUGAAUCCAGGGGGAAGAAAUAGGAGGAACAAAGUUUCAGAAAAGAAAAUUUGGAUUCAAUAUAAGAAACCUAUGGAAUUUAAGGAAGCAAUGGAUUUCAGUGGAACAUAUCACUGAAGAAUUUUGUGACUGAAGUUCUAAAAUGGUAAAGGUGCAACAGUGUGUGGUAUCUAACAAGUUACCUAGGAAGAGGCCAUAUAUUUGUAAUAUCUGCUUUAAGCAUUUUGAAACACCAUCAAAAUUAGCCAGACAUUAUCUUAUUCACACUGGUCAAAAGCCAUUUGAAUGCCAUGUGUGUCAUAAAACUUUUAGGCAACUAGUUCAUCUGGAAAGACAUCAGCUAACUCACAAGCUGCCAUUUAAAUGCAGUAUUUGUCAGCGACACUUUAAAAAUCUAAUAACCUUCUUGAAACAUCAACAACUCCACAAUGAAACUUAUCAGAAUGAUGUUAAGCAAGUCAAAAGAUUGGUGGAAACCAAGCAAGAGAAGCCAACUUAUGGGAUAUACCGUUCUUUUUCAACGGAGGAGAAGUGGGUAUUACACCCAUCCUCCAAGUCAGAUCAUGUGUAUGGCACUGCAAGGAGGAGAAAGAAAAUACAUGCAUGUGAUACCUGCAGCAAGAUGUUUCCAUCACGCUCAAAGCUGGAAAGGCAUUUACUUAUUCAUACUGGCCAGAAACCUUUUAAGUGUUCCCUUUGCAAUAAAUCGUUUAGACAGUCAACUCAUUUGAAAAUCCAUCAGUUAACACAUACAGAAGAGAGACCUUUUCAGUGUUGUUUUUGUCAAAAGGGAUUUAAGAUUCAGAGCAAACUUCUAAAGCAUAAACAAAUUCAUACGAGAAAAAAGAAUUUUCAGACUAUUUCCUUCAAGAAAAAGAGUCCAGAGUCACGCUCAGUACCAAUUAAAUUAAAUUUAAAACAGGAUGGUUUUGAAAAUGGCGACACACAGGAACUGGAGGGGAAUACUCCACUUGAUGUUGAUUCUAUUUAUAUUGUUCCUUUUCAAUGUCCAGAAUGUGAGCAGUGUUUUGAAUCUGAGCAGAUUCUCAGUGUACACAAAUGUUUGGAUGCUGGAGAUGCUAAAAGUACAAAAAGCAUCAAAAGAAACCACAACUACAAAACUAAUGUUAAAGGUAAAGUUUUAAGUAAGCGUAGGCGUCCUGGUGAUAAGCAGUUAGAUGCCUUUUGGUCUGACAAAAAGAAAUUUAAAACUAGGUUCUUGAAAAAUCGUGAUCUUCUUGGGGAGCAAAGCUCUGAUCAGAAUGCCUCACCUAAAACAUUUAAGACUCCUCAUGGCAAAUUUGGGACUUAUAAGAAAGUUAGUAGCAGUAAAAAGAAAAGGCACUUGCCAUUUUCCUGGCAAAAGCAACUGCAGAGCCCUAGUGCAGAAAUCAAUUUGAAAGGUACUAUUAAUAGUGAAGGUAUUUUAAAUGUAGAUGAUUCCAUGGAUAAUGACCUAAUUUAUGGUCCAUCUGGUGAGGAGUUCUUUGAUGAUCCUGAAGCGCUUCAACGUGCUCUUUCAGCUCCCACUGACAAUAUGCAUACAAGACAUAAAAUGUGUCCAUGUGACAAAUGUGAGAAGGUCUUUCCUUCAAUAUCCAAACUUCAAAGACACUAUCUAAUUCACACUGGACAGAGACCUUUUGGCUGUAAUGUUUGUGGGAAGUCAUUUAGACAGUCAGCUCACUUAAAAAGGCAUAAGCUCACUCAUAUUGAAAAAAUCCCUUUUAAGAGACCUAUUUACCAAGUAGAAUUUGAAAAUUUAAACAAACUUUUCACUCAUCAAGGAGAUAAUUCUCAAUUGGUUGGUUAUUCUGAAGCUUCUGAUACUCAAGAAUAUAAGAUGACUGACUCAAGUGAAAUAUCAGAAUUCAAAGUUAGUACAGAAUCAGGGGACUUCAUUCUUGUCACCCACGGUAGAAACAUGCAGCCCUAUCUAUCUAAGAAACUACUGGAGACAGAGCAGAGACGUUAUAGCCGUUACCAUGGCUAUUCAGGAAAUAGUGAGAAGAAUGAAGGCCUGCUUUACCAGUGUAGCGUUUGUUUUAAAAGUUUUAGGUCUCCAUCCAAACUUGAAAGACACUAUUUAAUACAUGCAGGACAGAAGCCAUUUGAAUGUUCAGUGUGUGGCAAAACUUUUAGACAGGCACCCCACUGGAAGAGACACCAGCUUACUCAUUUCAAAGAACGACCAUAGCAAAAAAUGGUUGUCUUAAAUUUGGACAUAUGACUGACGGAGUUGCCAACACAAUUGGUGCUAGGCAGACCACUGGCAGUAUCCCUGGAGAUUUUGUUUUUAAAGUCUGUUGUAUUUGGAAUGUGUAAUUAUCAGUGGGUCCAUGUUAGCUGAAAGGCAGGGACUAUGUCUUAUUCAUCUUUGUACGCAUGCCUUUCAGCACCUAGCAUAGUGCCUUGCAUAUACUAGGCCUCAAGUGUUUGUUGAAUUGAAUGGAAUUGAAAUUGAGUGAAUUAAUAUGCAAUUGCUUGUCAUGCAUGGUAAGGUCAUAGGAUGAGAAAAUAGUAAAUAUAUUGUUUAUCUACUCAUUUAAAAAAAAAGAUACUUGAGUGUCCAGUGUUUUAUUUUGAUGUUGCAAAUAUAUGUGGUGGAAAUAUUAAAAGUAUUAUUGAAAAUCACAAUAUGAAAUUCAUUUUAGUGGGAUUAUUCCUUACAGUGUGCCAUCUCUUUACAUGUACACAAAAACCCAAGAGGGAGAAGGUGGUCCCCACCUGGAAGUAGUAAACAGUUUCUCACUGUAGUCCCUUUGUAUUCCAUAUGACCUAAAAGUAUAACUGACAUUUAUAUAGUGCUUUAUGGUUACAAAGUGCUUUAGAUAGAGCAUGCAUUUGAUUCCCACAACACUCUGUUGAGGCAGGUUCUGCAGGCAUUACCUCCUAUAUUUAGAUAAGGAAAUUGACACUGCAAAAUCAAGUGAUUUUGCCUAUGGUCACACAGCCUUUUGUGUAGUUAGAAUGUGCCCGGGCUGAAAAUCAGAUCUUUUGACCAUCAUUGUCCAUUUACUACUUAGUUUUCAUGGCAGAAUUCUAUAGUUGAUUUUUUUUAAGUGAGAAUUAUUGGAAGUAAAAAUAAAUGAAAAAUUCUUAUAGCAACAUUAUAGUUGUUCAUUGAACCUCUUAAAAUCCUAGAUUUCUUCAGAAAGAGGGAACAGUAAAUGUCUUUUGAACUGAAUUAACUAUAGUAAUACUGCAUUUCUUCUCAGGAGGUAGAGGCAGAUUUUUUCCAUCAUUUGCUUUGGUCUAAGUCCAGGAGUUCUUAAUCUUUAUUGUGUCAUGGACCCUAUUGGCAGUCUAGUGAACUAAACCCCUUUUUCAGAAUAGUACUUUUAAAUGCAUAAAAUAAAAUACAUAAGUUUGUGAAAGAAACCAGUUAUAUUGAAAUAUAGUAUGCCAAAACAUUAAGGAAGCAGAUUUUCAGACUCCAAGUUAAGAAUCCCUAAUCUAGGUAAAGCUUAUGCUUUUAAAAUGCUUUUGAAAAGUGAUAAAGUGACUAGACUUUACCCCUACCAUGUUCAGUUGCCAGGUCACGAGUAUUCCAUAGCUUCCUUGAUCUUUCUGACAAUGGCAACCAGAUUCUUAUUUUAAAAACAAAAUAAAAUGCAUUGACCCACUUUAUGGUUAACUCCUAGAGAGGGCUACCAAAACUGCUUAUUUGUAGAUCAAUGACCUGUCCCUGAGCUCAGGCUCCCUCAUACCUGAGUUCCUUUUCAUAAAACUUAUCAACUGCAUUCCAUGUAGUAGUGCCAGAAGAUAUCAACAUCUGGUUGUUUUGUAUCUAGUUUUUGCUAUUUUAUCUUCUAUCUAAUACCUCUUGCAGAAUUCUUAUGGUAGAUAAUAUUUUGGUCCUAAUCCUUUUUUUUUUAACAAAUUAUGCAGCAUCAUGUUUUAUUUGAAAGCAGAUGUAAUUUGGAGUCAAGGGAAGCCAGUCUUUUGGGUGACUGUGAUUAAGUCUUUUAACCUCUCUGGGUAUCACUUUCCUCACCUGAAGAUGAGCCAGGGUUGAAAUAAAAGAACUGUAAGGCUUCAUAACUAAAUCUAUAAUCUUUUGUAUUUAGUGAUUAUUCCUGUUGAUAAGAUGCUCAUUAUAGGAGUGUAGUAAUCAAUUUAUGAAGCAAAACUCAUGAUUUGGAAAACGUUAAUAACAUGGAGCUGUAAAGGCAGCAUGGUGAAUGUAAUUUUUUUUUUUUAAGGAUCUAAUCCUUUUUAGAGUAAGGAUUUCUGGUAAAUAAAGGUAAAACACAGAGGUAGCAUGGAUUAGGGGAUAGAGAGCUGGGUUUACAGAAAGAAAGACCUGGGAUUAAAUUCUAGGUCUGCCAUUUACUAGCUGUGUAACUGGACAGAUUAACCUCUGUGCCUCAGGCAAUUUCUUAGAAAUCGGGAGUCAGAGAAAGGUUGUUGUCUACUUUGGUGGACUCAGUUAAAAUCGGUGGUAGUCUUUAAAGGAAAGAGCCAGCAUAUUGAUGUGAUGGAAUAAAACAACAGGUGAGUACAUUUAGGACACUUAAACACUAAGAGGUUAAUUUCUUUCUGUCUUUUUUUUUUUUAAAGAAGUUCGUUUUUGAAAAGGAAUUCAGAAAAAUGAAGAAUGAAAAAUUUUGUACCCUAUUUUGAGAGAAGCCCUAUUUGUUUUUUGACUUAAUAUUUACAAAAAACCCUACAUAUACACAAGUAGAUAUUUGCCUUUUAUGCAGUUUGUUUCAAUAAGAACAUCCAAGUAAAUCAGGUACCUAUUAUGUGCUAAAAAAUUUGAUAGUUUCUUUAAAUAUUGAAUUCUGCUGACAGUUAAAAAGAUUUCAUUUGUUAAUUUGGUUUGCACAGAACUUUAGAGGUUAGUUACACACAUAUACUACACAAAGCAUAACUAAUUUUGUCUGAAUUUAAAAGAAGUAAUGAAUUUUCUUUAUACCUUUUAAAAAGAAUCAUGGUUUUUAUUUACAUUGAUAUAGAUUGUUGGUUAAGUUUGGUUUGAGUGAAAUUUGUCUACCAAAUCACAUAGAGGAAAUCAGACCAGGAUUAUGUGUUUUAGUUUUUUGCUUUUUAAUGAGUGAAGCUCUUUACUUACCUGUAAAUGUUACUAUUUAAAUAAUUUUUCUGACCAUUUUUUGAGUUUCAAAUAUCUAAAAAGUUGUCAAAGUAGAACUUUGAAGUACUUGUAACAAAUCAUCUAUUUGUGUUGUACACUUUAUGUGGAGAUUUUAGAAAUGUGAUAAACUACAUAAAUUUUAUUUUAAUAAGAUUAAGCAUUAGAUGUUAAAUAACUGAUGGACUGCUGCAUGCUAGAAACGACUGUUUUUUGGUUUCUGAGAAGAAUAAACUUCAUAAAACUC